AUGCGCUUGUACUUGCACCAAAUCGCCGCCGGACCAGGCAUCAACCAGGUAGCAAUUGUUACCUCCAGCAAACCGUCAGAGUUUGGUCUAACUGCCGUUACCGACUGGACUGUAAUUGAUGGACCAAACCCCGCUAGUGCCACCAUUGUUGCCCGUACUAAAGGCAUGCAAGUGCAGGCUGAUGUAGCCGGUCCAGGAUGGUUCAACUACUUCAGCAUGGUGUUCGAGAAAAACUCCAGGUCAUUCUUACAUACUUUUGGACCAGUACAAGUUUUAGUUUUAUCACUUCAUUAUAUAGCAUACAUUCUCAGUUAUUGCGAAGGUCUGAAGAUUGUCCGGUUUCAUAUGAUACAUGAUAUUAUCCUGCCAAACUAUGUCAGGUACAAUGGAUCAUCAUUCGAAGCGAUGGGGAUCAAUUUUCAAACAGGCCAAGGCCAGAUGGCCAUUAUGGGUGGGACUGGACAGUUUGCUAUGGCACGUGGGAUCAUCAAGUACAACGCGCUCGCUAACCCCCCUACGUUUCAAACUAUUAAAGAACUUAAUAUCCAUGCAUUCUACGUCAAACCUGCUGACACUACAUCUGGCGCCGCCAUCCAGUAA
Molecule: messenger RNA, 600 nt
Organism: Triticum turgidum subsp. durum (durum wheat)
Lineage: Eukaryota; Viridiplantae; Streptophyta; Magnoliopsida; Poales; Poaceae
Source: the annotation of a GenBank genome assembly